This is a messenger RNA of Ochotona princeps (American pika), 6196 nucleotides long. RefSeq names its product ADAM metallopeptidase domain 19 (gene ADAM19). Bases 115 to 2874 code for a protein of 919 amino acids. The record is from RefSeq and is a predicted model, not a curated record. Gene Ontology annotation, biological process: membrane protein ectodomain proteolysis. Gene Ontology annotation, molecular function: metalloendopeptidase activity. The transcript has 23 exons. NCBI's taxonomy places the organism in Eukaryota, Metazoa, Chordata, Mammalia, Lagomorpha, Ochotonidae.
GCGGGGAGGGCGCGCGGGGCUUCCAGACGCGCUGCCAACGCCGCCGCCGCCGGCGGACCGGGGGCAGCAUGGCCGAGGGCGUGUGAGCCCCGAGUGCCAGGGGCUUCAGCCACCAUGACCGGGGGCGCGGGCGCCGCCCGACUCUGUCUGCUGGCGCUCGUGCUGCAGCUGCCCCAGCCGCGGGCGGCGCGGGAGCUGGGAUGGACGGGAAGAGGAGGUGGAGAUGGCAGCUCCCAGCUACAGCAUGAACUUAUAAUACCUCAGUGGAAGACGUCAGAAAACUUGGUGACUGAAAAGCAUCCACUCAAAGCUGAGCUCAGGGUAAUGGCUGAGGGGCAAGAAUUGAUCCUGGACCUGGAGAAGAAUGAAAACCUUUUUGCUCCAGCCUACACAGAAACCCAUUAUAGUCCAAGUGGCCAACCUCGAACAACCACGCUGAAAUCUGAGGAUCACUGCUUUUACCACGGAAUGGUAAGGAAGGCAGAACAGUCCAGUGUCAUACUCAGCACCUGCAGAGGAAUUAGAGGACUGAUUGUGAUGAACAGUAACCUCAGCUACAUCAUCGAGCCCGUUCCUGACCGUGAGGGCCAACACCUAAUUUACAGAUCUGAACAUCUCAAGCUGCCCCCAGGGAACUGUGGGUUGGAGCAUUCCACGCUCACCACCAGGGACUGGCUCCUUCAGUUUACACAGCAGACCAAGAAACGACCUCGCAGGAUGAAAAGGGAAGAUUUAAACUCCAUGAAGUAUGUGGAGCUUUACCUCGUAGCCGACUAUGCAGAGUUUCUGAAGAACCGACUAGACCAGGACGCUACCAAACGCAAGCUCAUGGAGAUCGCCAACUAUGUUGAUAAGUUUUACCGGUCCUUGAAUAUCCGGAUUGCUCUUGUGGGCUUGGAAGUGUGGACGCACGGGAAUUUGUGUGAAGUCUCCGAGAAUCCAUACUCCACCCUUUGGUCCUUUCUUGGUUGGAGGCGCAAGCUGCUGGCCCAGAAGCACCAUGACAAUGCACAGUUAAUCACGGGCGUGUCCUUCCAAGGCACCACCAUUGGCCUGGCCCCUCUCAUGGCCAUGUGCUCUGUGUACCAGUCUGGAGGUGUGAAUAUGGACCACUCUGAUAACGCCAUUGGUGUGGCUGCCACCAUGGCCCACGAGAUGGGCCACAACUUUGGCAUGAGCCAUGAUUCUGCAGACUGCUGCUCCACCAGUGCCGCUGAUGGUGGCUGCAUCAUGGCAGCUGCCACUGGACACCCUUUUCCAAGAGUGUUCAAUGGCUGUAACAAGAAGGAGCUGGACAGGUAUCUGCAGUCAGGCGGUGGAAUGUGUCUCUCCAACAUGCCUGACACCAGGACGCUCUAUGGAGGCCGGAGGUGUGGAAAUGGGUACCUGGAAGAUGGGGAAGAGUGUGACUGUGGUGACGAGGAGGAAUGCAACAACCCCUGCUGCAAUGCCUCUAACUGCACCCUGAGGGAAGGUGCUGAGUGUGCCCAUGGCUCCUGCUGUGACCAAUGUAAGCUUUUGGCUCCUGGCACCCUGUGUCGUGAGCAGGCCCGGCAGUGUGACCUCCCAGAGUUCUGCACGGGCAAGUCUCCCCACUGCCCCACCAACUUCUACCAGAUGGAUGGCACCCCCUGCGAAGGUGGCCAGGCCUACUGCUACAACGGCAUGUGCCUCACCUACCAGGAGCAGUGCCAGCAGCUGUGGGGUCCUGGAGCCCGGCCUGCCCCUGAUGUCUGCUUUGAGAGGGUGAAUGUGGCAGGAGACACCUUUGGAAACUGUGGGAAGGACAUGAAUGGCCAGCACAAGAAGUGCAACAUGAGAGAUGCCAAGUGUGGGAAGAUCCAGUGUCAGAGCUCCGAGGCCCGGCCGUUGGAGUCCAACGCGGUGUCCAUCGACACCACCAUCAACAUGAAUGGGAGGCAGAUCCGAUGCCGGGGCACCCAUGUCUACCGAGGUCCCGAGGAGGAGAGUGACAUGCUGGACCCAGGCUUGGUGAUGACAGGGACCAAGUGUGGCUACAACCAUAUCUGCUUUGAGGGACAGUGCCGGAACACCUCGUUUUUUGAGACCGAGGGCUGCGGGAAGAAGUGCAAUGGCCACGGGGUCUGCAACAACAACCAGAACUGCCACUGCUUCCGUGGCUGGGCCCCGCCAUUCUGCAACACACCGGGCCAGGGCGGCAGCAUCGACAGUGGGCCCAUGCCCUCCGAAAGUGUUGCCCCUGUGGUAGCCGGAGUGGUGGUAGCCAUCAUUGUCCUGGUGGUCCUUGUGCUGAUGUACUGCUACUGUAAACAGAACCACAAACUGGACCGUCUCAAGCCUUCAGCCCUCCCUUCCAAAUUGAGGCAACAGUUCAGUUGUCCCUUCAGAGUGUCUCAGAACGGUGGUACAGGCCAUGCUAACCCAACUUUCAAGCUGCAGACACCCCAGGGCAGGAGGAAGGUGACUAACACCCCUGAAACCUUGCGGAAGCCCUCCCAACCUCCUCCGCGGCCCCCUCCAGAUUAUCUACAUGGUGGAUCUCCUCCUGCACCAUUUCCAGCUCAUCUGAGCAGGGCUCCUAGGAACUCCCCGGGGGCCACAAGUCAAGUAGAAAGAAAAGAGUCAUCCAGGAAGCCUCCCCCAAGUCGUCCAGUGCCACCUGCACCAACGUGCAUCCUCUCCCAGGAUUUCUCCAGGCCUCGGCCUCCCCAGAAGGCGCUCCCAGCGAACCCUGUGCCUGGCCGCAAGUCCCUCCCGCGGCCAGGGGCGAUCUCCAUACCACCAUCCUUUGCAGCUGAUUCUCAGCAGGCCCGGCCUCUGAUAGCACCUGUCCCUAAGUUGCCGGAAUACAGAUCACAGUGGGCUGGGGGGAUGACUAGUUCCAAAAUCUAGGUCUGUCUGAAGGUUGGGUUCCUUUCCUUGAAGACUCUGGACACCACCCAGGAUCCAUGGCCAUAGAAGAAUCCAGAAGGAGUGCGUGUGGCCACCUCUGGGCUCCUCUUCCUGCCACCUACCAGAAUCACAUCUUCGGAAGUCUCCUCCUUGAGUCAGUGCCUCCUCAGCUUCCUCAGAGGCCCAGAGCAACCACUGCCCAAUUUCUGCUAAGUGUUGUUCUGUGCGCUGCACGAGGACAGCCCGGGCCACCUCCCCCUGGCCCUCCCAGCCCACCUUUGCCACUGGAGGUGACUCCAGCUGCCUGAGCGAGCCAGGGAGACAGGCUGAUCUGGGAGAUGCCAUGCACCCAGGGCCCAGGGUGGCAGAUACGCAUGAGAGCUUUCCAUUGCUUUUGUGGCCCUCAGAGGUCCUGGGCCAUGCAGAGGCUGGGCACUUACCUGUCCCUUCUAGCUCUGAGGAGUCAAGGGAGGGUAGAACCAGCCAUUGCUAUGGCCUGCCCAGGGCUUGGUUGAGAUGAGAGCUCCUGGCUAUGGCUUCAUGUGACAAACUAAGUCCCGUCCCCAACUCCCCCAGUCUGGGCCCCCCUCCCCAUGUCCCAUAUCCCCUUGUUCACACGGGUCAGUCCAACUCAUAUAGGUACUAUUUGCAGGCCAUGUAGACAGCAGGGGGGGAUCACCAGGCUGGGGCCUCCCCUGAGCUGUGAUGCCAAAGGUUUUGACUCUCAACUCUGGACAAGUCCUGGUUGGCCCUCUAGUCUGCACUUUCCCAGUGUCCCAGGCUUUUGUCUCUUUGUUUCCCCCUUGCCCUUUUACCUCCCAAUGCAUGGUGCUUUGUUGAGCGCACCCUCAGCAGCCCUGACUUUCUGGGGUCCAGGUGCUUGUGACCUGCGGCCACUGGAUUUCCUGCACUGGAUCUCAAGUGUUGACCAGUGUGGACUUGGGUCAUGGCCGUGGGGGUUAUAUCUUUAUUUUUCCUUGUGUUUUAUGACCUCAUCAGGGCAAGGUUCCUCCUCCUUCUUUCUUGGCCUAAAGUGAUUGAGGUCCUCUGGGAUGGCAGCAAGUGUAGUACAGGAAGCAGACACCCUAGGAACCCCAGCCAUGAGCAAAGCAGAUAAAAGUGAGCCAGCCUUUCCCUGGCAUCUGCUCAUGGGCUUAAGGUAGACCAGUUGUUUCUGAAUGGAGCGUAGGCCUGUGUCCAAUUAAGGUAGCUGUCCAGGACCCCUGGAGCAGAGUUUAAGCCAGGACUCUGCUCUCCCUCCCAAACAGAUUUGUCACUCUCCACUUCCUUUCGUUCUGUCCUUCUGGCCCCUGUCGUUCCUGACCCUGAGAAGGAACUCUGAGCAGGGGGAGGAAUUCCACUCCCUGGGGCUUAUGUCCUCCCUGGAGCCAGGAAAGAAGGGCCAUGUGGUGCUCUGUUGGACAGGACAACUGCCAGUAAGCAACCAAGAGGUUGUCAGAGGUGCAGGAUGAUCUAUGGAGGAACCUGUCCUCUCACCUCCUCCACUGAGCAGGUGUUUGCUCUUGCUAACCUCCUGAAGGAGGGAGACUGGACUUUUGACUUCCUACUCACCACCUGGGGCAUCCUUGAUAGUUCUCAGUGCACAGUAGGUGCUUGAUCAAGAGUUUGUAGACAAGUGAGAGAAAGAGUGUGGUCCACCUGGGGACCAAGGUGGGUGAGUGGGACACUCUCAGGAAAACGAGCUGCUCUUGGCUCAGGGUGGCUGUGAUGCUCACAGCAGGUCUCCCUGGCCCGGCCCUCCUGGGCCCCCACCUACAUGUCCUUGCCCUCCCUGUGCUACAUUAAGUCAGGACACAGUCCUCUAGGUCAACGUGCCAUGCCAAGCACACCCUGCCUCUCCAUGUUGGGCCCCAAGAAAGUAAAGGUGAAGAUACCCCCUACCGGAAACAAAUGGGAGAAAGUGUGCGCUAGAGUCUGCAAUGGCUCCAAGCCUUCACCAUCACACCAGGAGGUGGUGGGUGGUCCUGAUGCGACUACAGGAGCCUUUUCCACCUGAGGGCCAUGUCUGGCAGAACCAACCAGAAAGAGGUUCUCUGUUUUGUUUUGUCUUCAGUAUGUUAGUUCCACCUCCAUCCCUGAAAACCAUACUGUGAACUGGAAGAUGGCAAACACAGUAGGCAGCUGGUUCGGGUUCCCAUGUCAGUCCUGGAUCUGCUCAGCAGGCUGGAAAGGCUGCCCUAAAGGAGGGUCCACCUUCACACACCCUCUCCCCUUCCCAUGCCCAGUUUGCUGCUUUGAGGUGGCAAAUACAAACAAACAGCAACAACAACAACAAAACCCUACACUCAGGAGAGACUUCUUUCUCCAGGAUUCUCGCAAGGGGUCUGAGACUGUUGCCAUGGGAAGGACACUUCAGACCCACCCACCUGCAAGGCGCAGCUGCCUCACAGCCCAGGCAGGCAGGAGGCAACUGCGCACAAUGAAGACUGUGCCUUUGGGGAGGGAGUGUGAAGCCCAGGAAGGGGUGUGUGCUAGGGGCUAGGGAGGGGAAGGGGGUGCGGGAGCCAGCUCAGGGACGGCCAGAACCCAGGGUCUGGUAGGGACAAGGGAAGAUCGGGUCUGAGUUAACUAGUGUUUUGGCCCAGUUGAAGAUGUGUGUACAUCUUCUUAAAGGCUACACUAGUUUCCUGCCAGUUUUACAACCCUGGAGAUGUUUUUUUCCUUGGGGGCCCUGGAGCUGGCUCUGACAUGUACAUCACCAGGGAGGUAGUACCCCUUCCGCCCCGUCAAUGAGGGCCGGCCAAGGCUUCGGGAUCAAAGGUGUAGUUACCUGCUUGGCCAGAGAGGUUCUUUCUGGCUAGAGUAUUCUCUGUACGACAGCAGCCUGUUCCCUCUCCUGCAGCAGCCCCCUUCUCGUCUCUUGCCAUGACCUAAUUCUCCUUUGACAGAGGGUAUGAAGGACUUGCAUUUCUAAAGUUGGAGCCCAGUUUGAAGGUCAGUAGUCAAAUGCGUAUAUAACAGCUAGCCUGGGGAAUGCUAAGUGGAAAGGCGCCCUUGUGCCUGGGAGACCUGCUAAGGUGAGGCUCUGCGAAACCCGAGCCCAGGGCGCCCGGAGCUCCCCUCCGCGUAUCCACUCAUGCCCUCUGCUGUGUGUAUCUGUGUAUCUGGGAUCCAGGGCAAUGUGAAUUUUCUUUUUAUUUGGGAGAUUGUUCACAGAAAACAGAUCCUCUUCUCUCUUGUCCACCUAUUAAUUGUUUACAAUAUUUGUACAUCUAUGCAAAAUACUUGAAUGGGCCAUGGUGCCUUUUUUUUUCCUUGUUUGUAUUUAAUUAAAAUUGUUUGUUUGUCAUUUGGAAUGUUA